CAGCGCGGCAUCUUCUCCGAGGCACCACCCGAUCCCCUCCCUGGAGCAUCUCCCGGUAUCGGGGUGUGCCGCGUGGUGACGCAGCUCCCGGGGCCAGUCCUGCGGGUGGCACAGGACUCUCAACGGGUGCUGAUGGCAACAGUGACGAUGCAGUUGGCUGGGCUGAUGCUGGCUGUGCUGGGCUGGCUCGGCUCCAUCCUCGCUUGCGCACUGCCCAUGUGGAAGGUGACGGCCUUCAUCGGCUCCAACAUCGUAGUGGCCCAGGUCUUCUGGGAAGGGCUGUGGAUGAACUGCGUGUAUGAAAGCACGGGGCAGAUGCAGUGCAAGGGCUAUGAUUCCCUCCUGGAGCUCACCUCUGACCUGCAAGCGGCUCGCGCCUUGGUGGUCACCUCCAUCUUCGUGGCCUUCUUUGCCUUCCUCACCUCCAUCUCAGGAGCGGACUGCACCCGCUGUGUGGAUGACAAGAGCACCAAGACCAAGAUCUCUGUGGUGGCAGGUGCCACCUUUGUCCUGGCCAGCAUCCUGCUCCUCAUCCCUGUCUCCUGGUCUGCCAACAGCAUUGUCAGCAACUUCUAUAACCCCAUGGUGCCUCAGGCCCUCAAGAGAGAGUUGGGAGCUGCCCUCUACAUUGGCUGGGCUUCCAGUGCCCUGCAGCUCUUUGGUGGGGGCAUCCUGUGCUGUACAGGACCCCCGUCCCAGCAGGACCCCUACCAGAAGAAGUACAGAGCUGUGAAAACCUGCACUCCAAUGGGCUAUGCCAUGAAAGACUACGUGUGAGCCACCGUGCCUGGGUACCUGCCCAAGGGACAGCACCACCAUCCCCAUCCUGCAUACACACCCCAACCCCUGCCCAUGAUCUGCCUCCUCCUGCCCAUCCCCAUGCUGCUGCACCCCCAGCACAGUCCUUCCCAUGGGUGCCCUACCCUGGC
This is a messenger RNA of Neopsephotus bourkii (Bourke's parrot), 929 nucleotides long. RefSeq names its product claudin-4-like. Gene Ontology annotation, cellular component: plasma membrane; bicellular tight junction. The record is from RefSeq and is a predicted model, not a curated record. The coding region runs from base 133 to 777 and encodes 214 amino acids. The transcript is spliced from 2 exons. Lineage: Eukaryota; Metazoa; Chordata; Aves; Psittaciformes; Psittacidae. Gene Ontology annotation, molecular function: structural molecule activity. Gene Ontology annotation, biological process: bicellular tight junction assembly; cell adhesion.